AUGCAGCUUUACGCUUCCCGGAUCCGCAAACUAGAUGGCAUGGACAUGCACUAUGACUGCCCCACUAUCAUUCACCCGCGCCUCCUCGCUGCCGCGCUCGCGCACGGCCCGCUGCUCCCUCGGCUGCACACCUUCUCUCAUGGGCCCCUGACUAUGUUCUUCUUCAAGGACGUGCGCCUCCGGGUCGCUGAAGGCCCCGUCAGGAUGACCGCCGCAGUCGGCGACCAAGCACUCGGGACGCUCUUCCCGCUCGCCAACGUCCGCGUGCUCACUCUCAACGCUAAG
This is a messenger RNA of Schizophyllum commune H4-8, 285 nucleotides long. RefSeq lists its product as uncharacterized. The record is from RefSeq and is a predicted model, not a curated record. The transcript has a single exon. Lineage: Eukaryota; Fungi; Basidiomycota; Agaricomycetes; Agaricales; Schizophyllaceae. The annotation marks the transcript as partial.